Messenger RNA from Closterium sp. Naga37s-1, 16932 nucleotides. NCBI's taxonomy places the organism in Eukaryota, Viridiplantae, Streptophyta, Zygnematophyceae, Desmidiales, Closteriaceae. The record is from the annotation of a GenBank genome assembly.
AUGCUCUGCUCACCGUUCCUCACCCACCCAUGCUCUGCUCACCGUUCCUCACCCACCCAUGCUCUGCUCACCGUUCCUCACCCACCCAUGCUCUGCUCACCGUUCCUCACCCACCCAUGCUCUGCUCACCGUUCCUCACCCACCCAUGCUCUGCUCACCGUUCCUCACCCACCCAUGCUCUGCUCACCGUUCCUCACCCACCCAUGCUCUGCUCACCGUUCCUCACCCACCCAUGCUCUGCUCACCGUUCCUCACCCACCCAUGCUCUGCUCACCGUUCCUCACCCACCCAUGCUCUGCUCACCGUUCCUCACCCACCCAUGCUCUGCUCACCGUUCCUCACCCACCCAUGCUCUGCUCACCGUUCCUCACCCACCCAUGCUCUGCUCACCGUUCCUCACCCACCCAUGCUCUGCUCACCGUUCCUCACCCACCCAUGCUCUGCUCACCGUUCCUCACCCACCCAUGCUCUGCUCACCGUUCCUCACCCACCCAUGCUCUGCUCACCGUUCCUCACCCACCCAUGCUCUGCUCACCGUUCCUCACCCACCCAUGCUCUGCUCACCGUUCCUCACCCACCCAUGCUCUGCUCACCGUUCCUCACCCACCCAUGCUCUGCUCACCGUUCCUCACCCACCCAUGCUCUGCUCACCGUUCCUCACCCACCCAUGCUCUGCUCACCGUUCCUCACCCACCCAUGCUCUGCUCACCGUUCCUCACCCACCCAUGCUCUGCUCACCGUUCCUCACCCACCCAUGCUCUGCUCACCGUUCCUCACCCACCCAUGCUCUGCUCACCGUUCCUCACCCACCCAUGCUCUGCUCACCGUUCCUCACCCACCCAUGCUCUGCUCACCGUUCCUCACCCACCCAUGCUCUGCUCACCGUUCCUCACCCACCCAUGCUCUGCUCACCGUUCCUCACCCACCCAUGCUCUGCUCACCGUUCCUCACCCACCCAUGCUCUGCUCACCGUUCCUCACCCACCCAUGCUCUGCUCACCGUUCCUCACCCACCCAUGCUCUGCUCACCGUUCCUCACCCACCCAUGCUCUGCUCACCGUUCCUCACCCACCCAUGCUCUGCUCACCGUUCCUCACCCACCCAUGCUCUGCUCACCGUUCCUCACCCACCCAUGCUCUGCUCACCGUUCCUCACCCACCCAUGCUCUGCUCACCGUUCCUCACCCACCCAUGCUCUGCUCACCGUUCCUCACCCACCCAUGCUCUGCUCACCGUUCCUCACCCACCCAUGCUCUGCUCACCGUUCCUCGCCCACCCAUGCUCUGCUCACCGUUCCUCACCCACCCAUGCUCUGCUCACCGUUCCUCACCCACCCAUGCUCUGCUCACCGUUCCUCACCCACCCAUGCUCUGCUCACCGUUCCUCACCCACCCAUGCUCUGCUCACCGUUCCUCACCCACCCAUGCUCUGCUCACCGUUCCUCACCCACCCAUGCUCUGCUCACCGUUCCUCACCCACCCAUGCUCUGCUCACCGUUCCUCACCCACCCAUGCUCUGCUCACCGUUCCUCACCCACCCAUGCUCUGCUCACCGUUCCUCACCCACCCAUGCUCUGCUCACCGUUCCUCACCCACCCAUGCUCUGCUCACCGUUCCUCACCCACCCAUGCUCUGCUCACCGUUCCUCACCCACCCAUGCUCUGCUCACCGUUCCUCACCCACCCAUGCUCUGCUCACCGUUCCUCACCCACCCAUGCUCUGCUCACCGUUCCUCACCCACCCAUGCUCUGCUCACCGUUCCUCACCCACCCAUGCUCUGCUCACCGUUCCUCACCCACCCAUGCUCUGCUCACCGUUCCUCACCCACCCAUGCUCUGCUCACCGUUCCUCACCCACCCAUGCUCUGCUCACCGUUCCUCACCCACCCAUGCUCUGCUCACCGUUCCUCACCCACCCAUGCUCUGCUCACCGUUCCUCACCCACCCAUGCUCUGCUCACCGUUCCUCACCCACCCAUGCUCUGCUCACCGUUCCUCACCCACCCAUGCUCUGCUCACCGUUCCUCACCCACCCAUGCUCUGCUCACCGUUCCUCACCCACCCAUGCUCUGCUCACCGUUCCUCACCCACCCAUGCUCUGCUCACCGUUCCUCACCCACCCAUGCUCUGCUCACCGUUCCUCACCCACCCAUGCUCUGCUCACCGUUCCUCACCCACCCAUGCUCUGCUCACCGUUCCUCACCCACCCAUGCUCUGCUCACCGUUCCUCACCCACCCAUGCUCUGCUCACCGUUCCUCACCCACCCAUGCUCUGCUCACCGUUCCUCACCCACCCAUGCUCUGCUCACCGUUCCUCACCCACCCAUGCUCUGCUCACCGUUCCUCACCCACCCAUGCUCUGCUCACCGUUCCUCACCCACCCAUGCUCUGCUCACCGUUCCUCACCCACCCAUGCUCUGCUCACCGUUCCUCACCCACCCAUGCUCUGCUCACCGUUCCUCACCCACCCAUGCUCUGCUCACCGUUCCUCACCCACCCAUGCUCUGCUCACCGUUCCUCACUCACCCAUGCUCUGCUCACCGUUCCUCACCCACCCAUGCUCUGCUCACCGUUCCUCACCCACCCAUGCUCUGCUCACCGUUCCUCACCCACCCAUGCUCUGCUCACCGUUCCUCACCCACCCAUGCUCUGCUCACCGUUCCUCACCCACCCAUGCUCUGCUCACCGUUCCUCACCCACCCAUGCUCUGCUCACCGUUCCUCACCCACCCAUGCUCUGCUCACCGUUCCUCACCCACCCAUGCUCUGCUCACCGUUCCUCACCCACCCAUGCUCUGCUCACCGUUCCUCACCCACCCAUGCUCUGCUCACCGUUCCUCACCCACCCAUGCUCUGCUCACCGUUCCUCACCCACCCAUGCUCUGCUCACCGUUCCUCACCCACCCAUGCUCUGCUCACCGUUCCUCACCCACCCAUGCUCUGCUCACCGUUCCUCACCCACCCAUGCUCUGCUCACCGUUCCUCACCCACCCAUGCUCUGCUCACCGUUCCUCACCCACCCAUGCUCUGCUCACCGUUCCUCACCCACCCAUGCUCUGCUCACCGUUCCUCACCCACCCAUGCUCUGCUCACCGUUCCUCACCCACCCAUGCUCUGCUCACCGUUCCUCACCCACCCAUGCUCUGCUCACCGUUCCUCACCCACCCAUGCUCUGCUCACCGUUCCUCACCCACCCAUGCUCUGCUCACCGUUCCUCACCCACCCAUGCUCUGCUCACCGUUCCUCACCCACCCAUGCUCUGCUCACCGUUCCUCACCCACCCAUGCUCUGCUCACCGUUCCUCACCCACCCAUGCUCUGCUCACCGUUCCUCACCCACCCAUGCUCUGCUCACCGUUCCUCACCCACCCAUGCUCUGCUCACCGUUCCUCACCCACCCAUGCUCUGCUCACCGUUCCUCACCCACCCAUGCUCUGCUCACCGUUCCUCACCCACCCAUGCUCUGCUCACCGUUCCUCACCCACCCAUGCUCUGCUCACCGUUCCUCACCCACCCAUGCUCUGCUCACCGUUCCUCACCCACCCAUGCUCUGCUCACCGUUCCUCACCCACCCAUGCUCUGCUCACCGUUCCUCACCCACCCAUGCUCUGCUCACCGUUCCUCACCCACCCAUGCUCUGCUCACCGUUCCUCACCCACCCAUGCUCUGCUCACCGUUCCUCACCCACCCAUGCUCUGCUCACCGUUCCUCACCCACCCAUGCUCUGCUCACCGUUCCUCACCCACCCAUGCUCUGCUCACCGUUCCUCACCCACCCAUGCUCUGCUCACCGUUCCUCACCCACCCAUGCUCUGCUCACCGUUCCUCACCCACCCAUGCUCUGCUCACCGUUCCUCACCCACCCAUGCUCUGCUCACCGUUCCUCACCCACCCAUGCUCUGCUCACCGUUCCUCACCCACCCAUGCUCUGCUCACCGUUCCUCACCCACCCAUGCUCUGCUCACCGUUCCUCACCCACCCAUGCUCUGCUCACCGUUCCUCACCCACCCAUGCUCUGCUCACCGUUCCUCACCCACCCAUGCUCUGCUCACCGUUCCUCACCCACCCAUGCUCUGCUCACCGUUCCUCACCCACCCAUGCUCUGCUCACCGUUCCUCACCCACCCAUGCUCUGCUCACCGUUCCUCACCCACCCAUGCUCUGCUCACCGUUCCUCACCCACCCAUGCUCUGCUCACCGUUCCUCACCCACCCAUGCUCUGCUCACCGUUCCUCACCCACCCAUGCUCUGCUCACCGUUCCUCACCCACCCAUGCUCUGCUCACCGUUCCUCACCCACCCAUGCUCUGCUCACCGUUCCUCACCCACCCAUGCUCUGCUCACCGUUCCUCACCCACCCAUGCUCUGCUCACCGUUCCUCACCCACCCAUGCUCUGCUCACCGUUCCUCACCCACCCAUGCUCUGCUCACCGUUCCUCACCCACCCAUGCUCUGCUCACCGUUCCUCACCCACCCAUGCUCUGCUCACCGUUCCUCACCCACCCAUGCUCUGCUCACCGUUCCUCACCCACCCAUGCUCUGCUCACCGUUCCUCACCCACCCAUGCUCUGCUCACCGUUCCUCACCCACCCAUGCUCUGCUCACCGUUCCUCACCCACCCAUGCUCUGCUCACCGUUCCUCACCCACCCAUGCUCUGCUCACCGUUCCUCACCCACCCAUGCUCUGCUCACCGUUCCUCACCCACCCAUGCUCUGCUCACCGUUCCUCACCCACCCAUGCUCUGCUCACCGUUCCUCACCCACCCAUGCUCUGCUCACCGUUCCUCACCCACCCAUGCUCUGCUCACCGUUCCUCACCCACCCAUGCUCUGCUCACCGUUCCUCACCCACCCAUGCUCUGCUCACCGUUCCUCACCCACCCAUGCUCUGCUCACCGUUCCUCACCCACCCAUGCUCUCUGCUCACCGUUCCUCACCCACCCAUGCUCUGCUCACCGUUCCUCACCCACCCAUGCUCUCUGCUCACCGUUCCUCACCCACCCAUGCUCUGCUCACCGUUCCUCACCCACCCAUGCUCUGCUCACCGUUCCUCACCCACCCAUGCUCUGCUCACCGUUCCUCACCCACCCAUGCUCUGCUCACCGUUCCUCACCCACCCAUGCUCUGCUCACCGUUCCUCACCCACCCAUGCUCUGCUCACCGUUCCUCACCCACCCAUGCUCUGCUCACCGUUCCUCACCCACCCAUGCUCUGCUCACCGUUCCUCACCCACCCAUGCUCUGCUCACCGUUCCUCACCCACCCAUGCUCUGCUCACCGUUCCUCACCCACCCAUGCUCUGCUCACCGUUCCUCACCCACCCAUGCUCUGCUCACCGUUCCUCACCCACCCAUGCUCUGCUCACCGUUCCUCACCCACCCAUGCUCUGCUCACCGUUCCUCACCCACCCAUGCUCUGCUCACCGUUCCUCACCCACCCAUGCUCUGCUCACCGUUCCUCACCCACCCAUGCUCUGCUCACCGUUCCUCACCCACCCAUGCUCUGCUCACCGUUCCUCACCCACCCAUGCUCUGCUCACCGUUCCUCACCCACCCAUGCUCUGCUCACCGUUCCUCACCCACCCAUGCUCUGCUCACCGUUCCUCACCCACCCAUGCUCUGCUCACCGUUCCUCACCCACCCAUGCUCUGCUCACCGUUCCUCACCCACCCAUGCUCUGCUCACCGUUCCUCACCCACCCAUGCUCUGCUCACCGUUCCUCACCCACCCAUGCUCUGCUCACCGUUCCUCACCCACCCAUGCUCUGCUCACCGUUCCUCACCCACCCAUGCUCUGCUCACCGUUCCUCACCCACCCAUGCUCUGCUCACCGUUCCUCACCCACCCAUGCUCUGCUCACCGUUCCUCACCCACCCAUGCUCUGCUCACCGUUCCUCACCCACCCAUGCUCUGCUCACCGUUCCUCACCCACCCAUGCUCUGCUCACCGUUCCUCACCCACCCAUGCUCUGCUCACCGUUCCUCACCCACCCAUGCUCUGCUCACCGUUCCUCACCCACCCAUGCUCUGCUCACCGUUCCUCACCCACCCAUGCUCUGCUCACCGUUCCUCACCCACCCAUGCUCUGCUCACCGUUCCUCACCCACCCAUGCUCUGCUCACCGUUCCUCACCCACCCAUGCUCUGCUCACCGUUCCUCACCCACCCAUGCUCUGCUCACCGUUCCUCACCCACCCAUGCUCUGCUCACCGUUCCUCACCCACCCAUGCUCUGCUCACCGUUCCUCACCCACCCAUGCUCUGCUCACCGUUCCUCACCCACCCAUGCUCUGCUCACCGUUCCUCACCCACCCAUGCUCUGCUCACCGUUCCUCACCCACCCAUGCUCUGCUCACCGUUCCUCACCCACCCAUGCUCUGCUCACCGUUCCUCACCCACCCAUGCUCUGCUCACCGUUCCUCACCCACCCAUGCUCUGCUCACCGUUCCUCACCCACCCAUGCUCUGCUCACCGUUCCUCACCCACCCAUGCUCUGCUCACCGUUCCUCACCCACCCAUGCUCUGCUCACCGUUCCUCACCCACCCAUGCUCUGCUCACCGUUCCUCACCCACCCAUGCUCUGCUCACCGUUCCUCACCCACCCAUGCUCUGCUCACCGUUCCUCACCCACCCAUGCUCUGCUCACCGUUCCUCACCCACCCAUGCUCUCUGCUCACCGUUCCUCACCCACCCAUGCUCUGCUCACCGUUCCUCACCCACCCAUGCUCUCUGCUCACCGUUCCUCACCCACCCAUGCUCUGCUCACCGUUCCUCACCCACCCAUGCUCUGCUCACCGUUCCUCACCCACCCAUGCUCUGCUCACCGUUCCUCACCCACCCAUGCUCUGCUCACCGUUCCUCACCCACCCAUGCUCUGCUCACCGUUCCUCACCCACCCAUGCUCUGCUCACCGUUCCUCACCCACCCAUGCUCUCUGCUCACCGUUCCUCACCCACCCAUGCUCUGCUCACCGUUCCUCACCCACCCAUGCUCUCUGCUCACCGUUCCUCACCCACCCAUGCUCUGCUCACCGUUCCUCACCCACCCAUGCUCUGCUCACCGUUCCUCACCCACCCAUGCUCUGCUCACCGUUCCUCACCCACCCAUGCUCUGCUCACCGUUCCUCACCCACCCAUGCUCUGCUCACCGUUCCUCACCCACCCAUGCUCUGCUCACCGUUCCUCACCCACCCAUGCUCUGCUCACCGUUCCUCACCCACCCAUGCUCUGCUCACCGUUCCUCACCCACCCAUGCUCUGCUCACCGUUCCUCACCCACCCAUGCUCUGCUCACCGUUCCUCACCCACCCAUGCUCUGCUCACCGUUCCUCACCCACCCAUGCUCUGCUCACCGUUCCUCACCCACCCAUGCUCUGCUCACCGUUCCUCACCCACCCAUGCUCUGCUCACCGUUCCUCACCCACCCAUGCUCUGCUCACCGUUCCUCACCCACCCAUGCUCUGCUCACCGUUCCUCACCCACCCAUGCUCUGCUCACCGUUCCUCACCCACCCAUGCUCUGCUCACCGUUCCUCACCCACCCAUGCUCUGCUCACCGUUCCUCACCCACCCAUGCUCUGCUCACCGUUCCUCACCCACCCAUGCUCUGCUCACCGUUCCUCACCCACCCAUGCUCUGCUCACCGUUCCUCACCCACCCAUGCUCUGCUCACCGUUCCUCACCCACCCAUGCUCUGCUCACCGUUCCUCACCCACCCAUGCUCUGCUCACCGUUCCUCACCCACCCAUGCUCUGCUCACCGUUCCUCACCCACCCAUGCUCUGCUCACCGUUCCUCACCCACCCAUGCUCUCUGCUCACCGUUCCUCACCCACCCAUGCUCUGCUCACCGUUCCUCACCCACCCAUGCUCUGCUCACCGUUCCUCACCCACCCAUGCUCUGCUCACCGUUCCUCACCCACCCAUGCUCUGCUCACCGUUCCUCACCCACCCAUGCUCUGCUCACCGUUCCUCACCCACCCAUGCUCUGCUCACCGUUCCUCACCCACCCAUGCUCUGCUCACCGUUCCUCACCCACCCAUGCUCUGCUCACCGUUCCUCACCCACCCAUGCUCUGCUCACCGUUCCUCACCCACCCAUGCUCUGCUCACCGUUCCUCACCCACCCAUGCUCUGCUCACCGUUCCUCACCCACCCAUGCUCUGCUCACCGUUCCUCACCCACCCAUGCUCUGCUCACCGUUCCUCACCCACCCAUGCUCUGCUCACCGUUCCUCACCCACCCAUGCUCUGCUCACCGUUCCUCACCCACCCAUGCUCUGCUCACCGUUCCUCACCCACCCAUGCUCUGCUCACCGUUCCUCACCCACCCAUGCUCUGCUCACCGUUCCUCACCCACCCAUGCUCUGCUCACCGUUCCUCACCCACCCAUGCUCUGCUCACCGUUCCUCACCCACCCAUGCUCUGCUCACCGUUCCUCACCCACCCAUGCUCUGCUCACCGUUCCUCACCCACCCAUGCUCUGCUCACCGUUCCUCACCCACCCAUGCUCUGCUCACCGUUCCUCACCCACCCAUGCUCUGCUCACCGUUCCUCACCCACCCAUGCUCUGCUCACCGUUCCUCACCCACCCAUGCUCUGCUCACCGUUCCUCACCCACCCAUGCUCUGCUCACCGUUCCUCACCCACCCAUGCUCUGCUCACCGUUCCUCACCCACCCAUGCUCUGCUCACCGUUCCUCACCCACCCAUGCUCUGCUCACCGUUCCUCACCCACCCAUGCUCUGCUCACCGUUCCUCACCCACCCAUGCUCUGCUCACCGUUCCUCACCCACCCAUGCUCUGCUCACCGUUCCUCACCCACCCAUGCUCUGCUCACCGUUCCUCACCCACCCAUGCUCUGCUCACCGUUCCUCACCCACCCAUGCUCUGCUCACCGUUCCUCACCCACCCAUGCUCUGCUCACCGUUCCUCACCCACCCAUGCUCUGCUCACCGUUCCUCACCCACCCAUGCUCUGCUCACCGUUCCUCACCCACCCAUGCUCUGCUCACCGUUCCUCACCCACCCAUGCUCUGCUCACCGUUCCUCACCCACCCAUGCUCUGCUCACCGUUCCUCACCCACCCAUGCUCUGCUCACCGUUCCUCACCCACCCAUGCUCUGCUCACCGUUCCUCACCCACCCAUGCUCUGCUCACCGUUCCUCACCCACCCAUGCUCUGCUCACCGUUCCUCACCCACCCAUGCUCUGCUCACCGUUCCUCACCCACCCAUGCUCUGCUCACCGUUCCUCACCCACCCAUGCUCUGCUCACCGUUCCUCACCCACCCAUGCUCUGCUCACCGUUCCUCACCCACCCAUGCUCUGCUCACCGUUCCUCACCCACCCAUGCUCUGCUCACCGUUCCUCACCCACCCAUGCUCUGCUCACCGUUCCUCACCCACCCAUGCUCUGCUCACCGUUCCUCACCCACCCAUGCUCUGCUCACCGUUCCUCACCCACCCAUGCUCUGCUCACCGUUCCUCACCCACCCAUGCUCUGCUCACCGUUCCUCACCCACCCAUGCUCUGCUCACCGUUCCUCACCCACCCAUGCUCUGCUCACCGUUCCUCACCCACCCAUGCUCUGCUCACCGUUCCUCACCCACCCAUGCUCUGCUCACCGUUCCUCACCCACCCAUGCUCUGCUCACCGUUCCUCACCCACCCAUGCUCUGCUCACCGUUCCUCACCCACCCAUGCUCUGCUCACCGUUCCUCACCCACCCAUGCUCUGCUCACCGUUCCUCACCCACCCAUGCUCUGCUCACCGUUCCUCACCCACCCAUGCUCUGCUCACCGUUCCUCACCCACCCAUGCUCUGCUCACCGUUCCUCACCCACCCAUGCUCUGCUCACCGUUCCUCACCCACCCAUGCUCUGCUCACCGUUCCUCACCCACCCAUGCUCUGCUCACCGUUCCUCACCCACCCAUGCUCUGCUCACCGUUCCUCACCCACCCAUGCUCUGCUCACCGUUCCUCACCCACCCAUGCUCUGCUCACCGUUCCUCACCCACCCAUGCUCUGCUCACCGUUCCUCACCCACCCAUGCUCUGCUCACCGUUCCUCACCCACCCAUGCUCUGCUCACCGUUCCUCACCCACCCAUGCUCUGCUCACCGUUCCUCACCCACCCAUGCUCUGCUCACCGUUCCUCACCCACCCAUGCUCUGCUCACCGUUCCUCACCCACCCAUGCUCUGCUCACCGUUCCUCACCCACCCAUGCUCUCACUCCAUCAUGACACCUCCCUCUGUCGAUGCAAAGGGGAAGGCAAAGGGGGGGGGUAAAAGGGGAAGGAAAAGGGGGGAGGCAAAGGGGAAAGGGGAGGGGGAAGGGAAGGAUGGAUGGGCGCAAGGUGAGAUGGGCGAGAGUGCACUCCUGGCGAAGCAGAAAACACGGGCCAGCCAACUCACUCAUGCCAUCUCCUGCUGCCAUUUUCUGAUCACCACACCUUCCAUCUGCUACCCACCUACCUCUCUUCCCUGCCCCCUGCCUCCACUGACAGCGCUUCAGGGCGGAGGACAGUUCCCCGCGUCGCACAGUGGGGCCAUGUGGUGGGGAGGGGGCUGUUCCCCACCACUGCUGCUGCACUCACCAUUGGUGAGAGGGCAGCAGUGGAGCGGCAGUAGUGGCAGCGGCGGAGGAGGUGAAGAGACAUGCGGAUGGCAUGGGAGUGGCGUUGAGGAACACUGGGCCACCACACCAUGCCACCGUGGGCCACACCAUGCCACCGUGGGCCACACCAUGCCACCGUGGGCCACACCAUGCCACCGUGGGCCACACCAUGCCACCGUGGGCCACACCAUGCCACCGUGGGCCACACCAUGCCACCGUGGGCCACACCAUGCCACCGUGGGCCACACCAUGCCACCGUGGGCCACACCAUGCCACCGUGGGCCACACCAUGCCACCGUGGGCCACACCAUGCCACCGUGGGCCACACCAUGCCACCGUGGGCCACACCAUGCCACCGUGGGCCACACCAUGCCACCGUGGGCCACACCAUGCCACCGUGGGCCACACCAUGCCACCGUGGGCCACACCAUGCCACCGUGGGCCACACCAUGCCACCGUGGGCCACACCAUGCCACCGUGGGCCACACCAUGCCACCGUGGGCCACACCAUGCCACCGUGGGCCACACCAUGCCACCGUGGGCCACACCAUGCCACCGUGGGCCACACCAUGCCACCGUGGGCCACACCAUGCCACCGUGGGCCACACCAUGCCACCGUGGGCCACACCAUGCCACCGUGGGCCACACCAUGCCACCGUGGGCCACACCAUGCCACCGUGGGCCACACCAUGCCACCGUGGGCCACACCAUGCCACCGUGGGCCACACCAUGCCACCGUGGGCCACACCAUGCCACCGUGGGCCACACCAUGCCACCGUGGGCCACACCAUGCCACCGUGGGCCACACCAUGCCACCGUGGGCCACACCAUGCCACCGUGGGCCACACCAUGCCACCGUGGGCCACACCAUGCCACCGUGGGCCACACCAUGCCACCGUGGGCCACACCAUGCCACCGUGGGCCACACCAUGCCACCGUGGGCCACACCAUGCCACCGUGGGCCACACCAUGCCACCGUGGGCCACACCAUGCCACCGUGGGCCACACCAUGCCACCGUGGGCCACACCAUGCCACCGUGGGCCACACCAUGCCACCGUGGGCCACACCAUGCCACCGUGGGCCACACCAUGCCACCGUGGGCCACACCAUGCCACCGUGGGCCACACCAUGCCACCGUGGGCCACACCAUGCCACCGUGGGCCACACCAUGCCACCGUGGGCCACACCAUGCCACCGUGGGCCACACCAUGCCACCGUGGGCCACACCAUGCCACCGUGGGCCACACCAUGCCACCGUGGGCCACACCAUGCCACCGUGGGCCACACCAUGCCACCGUGGGCCACACCAUGCCACCGUGGGCCACACCAUGCCACCGUGGGCCACACCAUGCCACCGUGGGCCACACCAUGCCACCGUGGGCCACACCAUGCCACCGUGGGCCACACCAUGCCACCGUGGGCCACACCAUGCCACCGUGGGCCACACCAUGCCACCGUGGGCCACACCAUGCCACCGUGGGCCACACCAUGCCACCGUGGGCCACACCAUGCCACCGUGGGCCACACCAUGCCACCGUGGGCCACACCAUGCCACCGUGGGCCACACCAUGCCACCGUGGGCCACACCAUGCCACCGUGGGCCACACCAUGCCACCGUGGGCCACACCAUGCCACCGUGGGCCACACCAUGCCACCGUGGGCCACACCAUGCCACCGUGGGCCACACCAUGCCACCGUGGGCCACACCAUGCCACCGUGGGCCACACCAUGCCACCGUGGGCCACACCAUGCCACCGUGGGCCACACCAUGCCACCGUGGGCCACACCAUGCCACCGUGGGCCACACCAUGCCACCGUGGGCCACACCAUGCCACCGUGGGCCACACCAUGCCACCGUGGGCCACACCAUGCCACCGUGGGCCACACCAUGCCACCGUGGGCCACACCAUGCCACCGUGGGCCACACCAUGCCACCGUGGGCCACACCAUGCCACCGUGGGCCACACCAUGCCACCGUGGGCCACACCAUGCCACCGUGGGCCACACCAUGCCACCGUGGGCCACACCAUGCCACCGUGGGCCACACCAUGCCACCGUGGGCCACACCAUGCCACCGUGGGCCACACCAUGCCACCGUGGGCCACACCAUGCCACCGUGGGCCACACCAUGCCACCGUGGGCCACACCAUGCCACCGUGGGCCACACCAUGCCACCGUGGGCCACACCAUGCCACCGUGGGCCACACCAUGCCACCGUGGGCCACACCAUGCCACCGUGGGCCACACCAUGCCACCGUGGGCCACACCAUGCCACCGUGGGCCACACCAUGCCACCGUGGGCCACACCAUGCCACCGUGGGCCACACCAUGCCACCGUGGGCCACACCAUGCCACCGUGGGCCACACCAUGCCACCGUGGGCCACACCAUGCCACCGUGGGCCACACCAUGCCACCGUGGGCCACACCAUGCCACCGUGGGCCACACCAUGCCACCGUGGGCCACACCAUGCCACCGUGGGCCACACCAUGCCACCGUGGGCCACACCAUGCCACCGUGGGCCACACCAUGCCACCGUGGGCCACACCAUGCCACCGUGGGCCACACCAUGCCACCGUGGGCCACACCAUGCCACCGUGGGCCACACCAUGCCACCGUGGGCCACACCAUGCCACCGUGGGCCACACCAUGCCACCGUGGGCCACACCAUGCCACCGUGGGCCACACCAUGCCACCGUGGGCCACACCAUGCCACCGUGGGCCACACCAUGCCACCGUGGGCCACACCAUGCCACCGUGGGCCACACCAUGCCACCGUGGGCCACACCAUGCCACCGUGGGCCACACCAUGCCACCGUGGGCCACACCAUGCCACCGUGGGCCACACCAUGCCACCGUGGGCCACACCAUGCCACCGUGGGCCACACCAUGCCACCGUGGGCCACACCAUGCCACCGUGGGCCACACCAUGCCACCGUGGGCCACACCAUGCCACCGUGGGCCACACCAUGCCACCGUGGGCCACACCAUGCCACCGUGGGCCACACCAUGCCACCGUGGGCCACACCAUGCCACCGUGGGCCACACCAUGCCACCGUGGGCCACACCAUGCCACCGUGGGCCACACCAUGCCACCGUGGGCCACACCAUGCCACCGUGGGCCACACCAUGCCACCGUGGGCCACACCAUGCCACCGUGGGCCACACCAUGCCACCGUGGGCCACACCAUGCCACCGUGGGCCACACCAUGCCACCGUGGGCCACACCAUGCCACCGUGGGCCACACCAUGCCACCGUGGGCCACACCAUGCCACCGUGGGCCACACCAUGCCACCGUGGGCCACACCAUGCCACCGUGGGCCACACCAUGCCACCGUGGGCCACACCAUGCCACCGUGGGCCACACCAUGCCACCGUGGGCCACACCAUGCCACCGUGGGCCACACCAUGCCACCGUGGGCCACACCAUGCCACCGUGGGCCACACCAUGCCACCGUGGGCCACACCAUGCCACCGUGGGCCACACCAUGCCACCGUGGGCCACACCAUGCCACCGUGGGCCACACCAUGCCACCGUGGGCCACACCAUGCCACCGUGGGCCACACCAUGCCACCGUGGGCCACACCAUGCCACCGUGGGCCACACCAUGCCACCGUGGGCCACACCAUGCCACCGUGGGCCACACCAUGCCACCGUGGGCCACACCAUGCCACCGUGGGCCACACCAUGCCACCGUGGGCCACACCAUGCCACCGUGGGCCACACCAUGCCACCGUGGGCCACACCAUGCCACCGUGGGCCACACCAUGCCACCGUGGGCCACACCAUGCCACCGUGGGCCACACCAUGCCACCGUGGGCCACACCAUGCCACCGUGGGCCACACCAUGCCACCGUGGGCCACACCAUGCCACCGUGGGCCACACCAUGCCACCGUGGGCCACACCAUGCCACCGUGGGCCACACCAUGCCACCGUGGGCCACACCAUGCCACCGUGGGCCACACCAUGCCACCGUGGGCCACACCAUGCCACCGUGGGCCACACCAUGCCACCGUGGGCCACACCAUGCCACCGUGGGCCACACCAUGCCACCGUGGGCCACACCAUGCCACCGUGGGCCACACCAUGCCACCGUGGGCCACACCAUGCCACCGUGGGCCACACCAUGCCACCGUGGGCCACACCAUGCCACCGUGGGCCACACCAUGCCACCGUGGGCCACACCAUGCCACCGUGGGCCACACCAUGCCACCGUGGGCCACACCAUGCCACCGUGGGCCACACCAUGCCACCGUGGGCCACACCAUGCCACCGUGGGCCACACCAUGCCACCGUGGGCCACACCAUGCCACCGUGGGCCACACCAUGCCACCGUGGGCCACACCAUGCCACCGUGGGCCACACCAUGCCACCGUGGGCCACACCAUGCCACCGUGGGCCACACCAUGCCACCGUGGGCCACACCAUGCCACCGUGGGCCACACCAUGCCACCGUGGGCCACACCAUGCCACCGUGGGCCACACCAUGCCACCGUGGGCCACACCAUCCACCGGGCCACACCAUGCCACCGUGGGCCACACCAUGCCACCGUGGGCCACACCAUGCCACCGUGGGCCACACCAUGCCACCGUGGGCCACACCAUGCCACCGUGGGCCACACCAUGCCACCGUGGGCCACACCAUGCCACCGUGGGCCACACCAUGCCACCGUGGGCCACACCAUGCCACCGUGGGCCACACCAUGCCACCGUGGGCCACACCAUGCCACCGUGGGCCACACCAUGCCACCGUGGGCCACACCAUGCCACCGUGGGCCACACCAUGCCACCGUGGGCCACACCAUGCCACCGUGGGCCACACCAUGCCACCGUGGGCCACACCAUGCCACCGUGGGCCACACCAUGCCACCGUGGGCCACACCAUGCCACCGUGGGCCACACCAUGCCACCGUGGGCCACACCAUGCCACCGUGGGCCACACCAUGCCACCGUGGGCCACACCAUGCCACCGUGGGCCACACCAUGCCACCGUGGGCCACACCAUGCCACCGUGGGCCACACCAUGCCACCGUGGGCCACACCAUGCCACCGUGGGCCACACCAUGCCACCGUGGGCCACACCAUGCCACCGUGGGCCACACCAUGCCACCGUGGGCCACACCAUGCCACCGUGGGCCACACCAUGCCACCGUGGGCCACACCAUGCCACCGUGGGCCACACCAUGCCACCGUGGGCCACACCAUGCCACCGUGGGCCACACCAUGCCACCGUGGGCCACACCAUGCCACCGUGGGCCACACCAUGCCACCGUGGGCCACACCAUGCCACCGUGGGCCACACCAUGCCACCGUGGGCCACACCAUGCCACCGUGGGCCACACCAUGCCACCGUGGGCCACACCAUGCCACCGUGGGCCACACCAUGCCACCGUGGGCCACACCAUGCCACCGUGGGCCACACCAUGCCACCGUGGGCCACACCAUGCCACCGUGGGCCACACCAUGCCACCGUGGGCCACACCAUGCCACCGUGGGCCACACCAUGCCACCGUGGGCCACACCAUGCCACCGUGGGCCACACCAUGCCACCGUGGGCCACACCAUGCCACCGUGGGCCACACCAUGCCACCGUGGGCCACACCAUGCCACCGUGGGCCACACCAUGCCACCGUGGGCCACACCAUGCCACCGUGGGCCACACCAUGCCACCGUGGGCCACACCAUGCCACCGUGGGCCACACCAUGCCACCGUGGGCCACACCAUGCCACCGUGGGCCACACCAUGCCACCGUGGGCCACACCAUGCCACCGUGGGCCACACCAUGCCACCGUGGGCCACACCAUGCCACCGUGGGCCACACCAUGCCACCGUGGGCCACACCAUGCCACCGUGGGCCACACCAUGCCACCGUGGGCCACACCAUGCCACCGUGGGCCACACCAUGCCACCGUGGGCCACACCAUGCCACCGUGGGCCACACCAUGCCACCGUGGGCCACACCAUGCCACCGUGGGCCACACCAUGCCACCGUGGGCCACACCAUGCCACCGUGGGCCACACCAUGCCACCGUGGGCCACACCAUGCCACCGUGGGCCACACCAUGCCACCGUGGGCCACACCAUGCCACCGUGGGCCACACCAUGCCACCGUGGGCCACACCAUGCCACCGUGGGCCACACCAUGCCACCGUGGGCCACACCAUGCCACCGUGGGCCACACCAUGCCACCGUGGGCCACACCAUGCCACCGUGGGCCACACCAUGCCACCGUGGGCCACACCAUGCCACCGUGGGCCACACCAUGCCACCGUGGGCCACACCAUGCCACCGUGGGCCACACCAUGCCACCGUGGGCCACACCAUGCCACCUUUCCUGCUGA